Messenger RNA from Nilaparvata lugens (brown planthopper), 2554 nucleotides. RefSeq names its product zinc finger protein 26. The transcript is spliced from 3 exons. Gene Ontology annotation, cellular component: nucleus. Lineage: Eukaryota; Metazoa; Arthropoda; Insecta; Hemiptera; Delphacidae. Gene Ontology annotation, molecular function: DNA-binding transcription factor activity, RNA polymerase II-specific; RNA polymerase II transcription regulatory region sequence-specific DNA binding. The record is from RefSeq and is a predicted model, not a curated record. Gene Ontology annotation, biological process: regulation of transcription by RNA polymerase II. The annotation marks the transcript as partial.
AUGGAUGAUACUGAUGGAGAGGCAAUUCAAGGGGAGCUCAUUGGUAUCGAGUUGAUCACUUGUGCAGGGUGCUCUAAGAUGGUGGACGCAUCAAAAUACUUCAAAGCUGACUCGCAACAAACUGCCUCACAACAAAUUGCCUCACAACAAAAUGCCUCGCAACGUUUUUGCUCUGAGGCAUGCGCUGCGCAACAAAAGGAGCCCACAAAAGCUGAUGACACUGGACAAUUAUGUAUGGAUGUAGAUGAAGAAACCAGCACCUCAUCUUCAGAAAGUGAAGAGGAAGAAGAAUUCGAAGUUGAAAUUGAUCCGAGCAUCAUAAUAUGUAACAAUGAUGAUCAACAAGAUGACAAAGAAGGAAAAGGAGAAGAAGAAGGGACCAAUGAUGACCAAACUCCCAAACCACCAUCACUAGAUGGUUUAUUGCUUAGGUGCUCCUUCUGUAAAUACUCAACUGAGGAUCAAGUCAAGUUUCAAGUCCACAUCAAGGAACACAUGAACAAAACUUACAAGUACACAAGGAAAACUUUCCCUCAGCAGUUACACAGGUGCAAAGAGUGUGACUUCACCACCUACCGCCUUGUAGAUCUCCAGAAACAUCGGCGUAGUCAUCUGGGACUUCAACUCUACCACUGCAACUUCUGUGACUACAACUUCACCUCACAGUCAUCCCUGGACCUACAUGUCAGGACACAUACCGGUGAACGUCCUUUCAGUUGUCAUCUGUGUGAAUACAAGAGCUCCCGCAAAAGUCACCUCAAGGGCCAUCUGAAGAACCAUGAAGGUGUCAAAGGUUACUGGUGUCAGUUCUGUGAUUUCCGGACAUCUAGGAAGAAUCACCUGAGAAACCAUCUCAGGAUACACACCUUGGGCACUACAACGUUGACCUGCAAGAUUUGUGGGUUUACAGCUAGAGAGGCGAGUGAUUUGGAGGAACAUCAUCAGGUGCAUACAGAGGGGAAGAAGCUGUGCCUCAGGUGUGAGUUUUGUGAUUUCCGGACCUCUCGGAAGAAUCACUUGAAAAACCAUCUCAGGGUACAUACCUUAGGCACUACAACACUGACCUGCAAGAUUUGUGGGUUUGAGGCUAGUGCAGCAAGUGAUCUGGAGGAACAUCAUCAGGUUCAUACAGAGUGGAAGAAAUUGUGUUUCAGGUGUGAGUUUUGUGAGGGUUAUGUGUGUGCUGAAGCAAAGGAUCUGGAGGAUCAUCAAAGACUGCUGCAUGCUGGGGAGGAAGUUUUGUCAUGUGACCUGUGUGACUACACCUGUGUGCAGAAGAGUUUGUUGGAGGUACAUGUGAGGACACAUUUGGGGUCGGAUGAGAAAUGUGUGGAGCUGGGACCAAAUUCAGGAACAACAACUUCAGGAACAGGUUCUAAGUUAGUUUCAUCUUCAGGAACAGAUCUCACCCAACAGAAAUCAGGUUAUCUUCAGGGAAAAUCUUCAGAACCAGCAUCAAAUGCAGGACCCUGUGGAGAGUCUGAGUUGAUUUUAGGAAUAGAAGGAGGGGUCGACUCAGAUUUGGCCAGAAAUCUUGAGGAAUCUGGUGGUGAUCUAGAUGUGGGAACGUUUUUGGAAACAGAUUUGCAUGUGGGAACAUCUGGAGGAUCAAACUGUGAUGUGGCAGACUCUGAAACAUCUAUGGAGACAGAUUUUGGUGUGGCAACUUCUGGAGCAACCGAUUUUAAAGCGGAAACUUCGGGAGCAACCGAUUUGAGUGUGGCAACUUCUGGAGCAACCGAUUUGAGUGUGGCAACUUCUGGAGCAACCGAUUUGAGUGUGGCAACUUCCGGAGCAACUGAUUUGAGUGUGGCAACUUCUGGAGCUACAGAUUUUGGUGUGGAAACCACUGGAACAAAUGUUGAGGGAAGUUCAGGUGUUGAUGAAAUACCUUCGGAACUGAAUGGAGGAACACAUUAUUUGAAAUCUCUUGGUGAAACAGAUGUGGAAACUGACAGUUUCAGGUGUGACUUUUGUAACUUUUCCUGUGAAGACAAAACAGACCUUCAGAUACAUCUGUCUAUCCACACCAGUAAACAACCAUUAAAAUGUGAACAUUGUGAUUACUCCACAUUCAAGAAAGCCCACUUGCAGGGCCAUCUGUUGACACAUACAGGGGAAAAACCUCAUAGCUGCAGUUUCUGCAACUACAAGUGUGCACUGUCAUCUACACUGAAACGACAUCUCAGAACGCACACAAUGGAGAAACCUUUCAUCUGCGAGUACUGUGACUAUAGAAGUACAAGGUUUGACCAGGUGCGGACGCACAUGAGGACGCACACAGGGGAAAAACCUUUCAAGUGCGAGCUCUGCAAGUUCAGGUGUGGGGACCGGUCUGCGUUGAGGAGUCACCUGUUGACACACCAGGAUGAGAAGAGGUACAGCUGUGAGUUCUGUGAGUACAAGACCCUGCAGAAACCUCAUCUCACCACUCACAUGAGGACACACACAGGGGAGAAACCCUAUGGAUGUGAGUUAUGUGAUUUGAGGUUUACGACAUCGUCUUCCCUGAAUCGACAUGUGAAGACUCAUAACAAUGUGCGACCUUUCACCU